AUGAGAGCCUCCCACCCACGCCAGUCAAGCAUUGACCUUGACUCCCCCGACCGGCCGUUCGACAAUAUCAUCAAUUUCCGGGAUGUGGGCCGCUCUGUUAACCAGUGGUUGGGGAGACGGGUCUUGAAAGAGGGUGUGCUUUAUCGGAGUGCGAGGCCCGAUGACGCCUCCGAAAGAGACAAGCGACGCCUAUCAGAGGAGCUGCACAUCGCCACAGUCAUUGAUCUCAGAUCGAGCACCGAACACCAAAUGGCAACCGACAAACGUCGAGCCGAGAACGACGCCCAGUUAGAGAAAGCGGAUUCGUCCGUUUCCUCUGAUGCCGCCGCCGCAGCAGCAGCAGCAACCCCAGACGAGCACCUGGUGCAGCUCCCCGGCGCGCAAUUGCACCUUGUUAGUCUGACGGGGAAGGCGUUUGAGCGGACGUUGUUGUGGAGGUUGGAUUGGUGGAAUCUUUUCAAGGUCCUAUCCCUAGCAGCAUCAGGCUACCGCCCCGAUGCAAUCACCAUAGUCGGCGAACAGGUGAUGUCGCCUAGGGGAUUGAUCGGGCUCGGCCAGGACACGCUGGAUAGCAGCACGGUUGAGAUGAGGACGUUGUUUCACAUUUUGGCCUCAUCGUCUUCAACUCCGACAUCAACAUCAUCAACGCCAUCAUCGUCUUCAGCACCGUCAUCAACAUCAUCUGAAACCGACGAAGACAACACCCCAGAAACCAACAUCCCAGACACCAGCCAAAAAGAAAGUGUCUACCCCCUCCUGAUCCACUGCACGCAAGGCAAAGACCGCACAGGCCUCAUCGUGCUCCUCUGCCUGCUCCUCGUGGCAGAUGUGGUUCCGGAAGACGCCAUGGCGGCGGACUACGUGCGCUCGGAGCCGGAACUCGUCGCUGAAGUCGACGAGCGGAUGAAGGAGAUUCGGAAACUGGGGUUGUCUGAGGAAUACACGAAGUGUCCGGCGGGGUUCAUUGGCGAGAUCAAGCGCCAUUUGCAGGAGGUGUAUGGGGGUGUGGAGGGGUAUUUGAGCUAUGUGGGGGUUACUGGGGAGGAGGUGGAGAGGGUGAGGGGGGUUUUGCUUGCUUAG
Messenger RNA from Aspergillus campestris IBT 28561, 1080 nucleotides. RefSeq names its product putative tyrosine/serine protein phosphatase (gene ptyA). Gene Ontology annotation, biological process: dephosphorylation. The transcript has 5 exons. Gene Ontology annotation, molecular function: phosphoprotein phosphatase activity. NCBI's taxonomy places the organism in Eukaryota, Fungi, Ascomycota, Eurotiomycetes, Eurotiales, Aspergillaceae. The record is from RefSeq and is a predicted model, not a curated record. Bases 1 to 1080 code for a protein of 359 amino acids.